AGGCUUUGGUGUAUGUUGCUAGUGUGUCAAGUGCACGAAUGCUGACAUCCCUACUUUGUGAAAUGGGGUUGACCCAGUAGGUCAUGAAAGUGAAUUUCACCAAAACUCACGCCGAGAUCUCCUGUCAUGUCGGCACGGCAGAAGCUCUACCAAGAGUUAGUUCGUGCGGCAGCAUCCAGCUGGUGAAACAUGUCCAACUACUACAAGACACGGACUGUCCGUACCUACGUGUCUGACGGCACUGGACCGCCCAAAGUCCAGACCAAGACCUACACUGUGGGUGGACCCGGGGGCACCAGCAUAGGCUACGCCCCGUCCUCGGACUUUGGAGAUUUCGGCAACUUCGGCUCCCGGGGGUUCGGUGAUUUCGGCGGACAGUUCAAUGUUGACUUUGGGGACAACUUUGGCGGGAAAAGUUUACAGUUUGACGUGGGCGGCAACCGAGGGGGUUCAAGGCCUUCCGGUGGCGGAUCUCAGUAUUACGUCAUCAACGACGGUCGAGCUGACCCGGGUCAGUACUCGAGUACCGGGAGGAGAGCCGGCCCCAUCAUCGACCCCGACCCACAACCCAAGCUGGCGGGUCGGCCGACCCGAGUUUUGAAGAAGAACCCGUUUGUGGGUCUCAAGUUCCAGAACGCCGAUGAGAUCAGAGCCCAGUGCCGGCAGCAGGGCAUCCUGUUCGAGGACCCCGAGUUCCCGUGUGUCGACUCGUCCAUCUUCUUCAGCCGCUCACCCCCCAGGCCGUUUGAGUGGAAGCGUCCUCACGAGAUCUGUGGCAACCCUGAGUGGAUCUCUGCUGGAGCCAGCAGGUUUGAUGUCAAACAGGGGGAGUUGGGUGACUGCUGGCUUCUGGCAGCUGUGGCAUCUCUCACCUGUAACCAGAAACUCUUCGACCAUGUGGUGGAACCUAACCAGUCCUUUACCUCAGACUACUGUGGGCUGUUUAAAUUCAACUUUUGGCACCAAGGUGAUUGGCAAGAAGUUGUUGUUGAUGACAGGCUACCCACCUACAAGAACCAACUGGUCUUCAUGCACUCUACAGAGAAGAAUGAGUUUUGGAGCGCUCUGCUAGAGAAGGCUUAUGCCAAGCUGAUGGGCUCCUAUGAAUCCCUGAAAGGUGGCAGCACCAGUGAAGCCAUGGAGGACUUUACUGGGGGUGUGACGGAGAUGUUUGACCUGCCGAAAGCCCCAGCUAACCUGCUACAGAUCAUGCUCAAAGCCCACGAGCGCGGCUCUCUGAUGGGCUGCUCCAUUGAUGCUGAUCCUGGUAAGAUUGAGGCAGAGCUAGCCAAUGGUUUGAUCAUGGGACACGCCUACAGUAUUACAAGUGUUCAGCUGGCAGAUAUCCAGACCCCAAGAAUGAAAGGGCAGAUCCCUAUGGUGAGGAUUAGAAACCCCUGGGGCAAUGGCUCGGAAUGGAAAGGAGCUUGGUCUGAUGGCUCAAGAGAAUGGAGUUUACUUUCAGAAGAUGAGAAGAAAGAGCUUGGUCUCAACUUUGAUGAUGAUGGUGAAUUUUGGAUGUCCUUCCAAGACUUCAUAACCAACUUCCAAAAGUUGGAGAUCUGCAACUUGGGACCUGACUCACUGGACGAGGAUGACCUGUCCAACAAAAAGAAAUGGGAGUGUUUUAAAGAACACGGAAACUGGAUCAGGAGGGUCAACGCUGGAGGCUGUAGAAAUUAUUUAGAAACAUUUUGGACAAAUCCCCAAUUUCGCAUGACAUUAACUGAUGUGGAUGAGAAUGAUGGCGAUGAUCUUUGUACAGCUAUUGUUGCUGUGCUGCAGAAGGACAGGAGAAAGAAAAGAAAGGAAGGAUUAGAUCUCCUUACUAUAGGUUACGUCAUCUAUAAGCUGGAAGAUCCAAACUGUGGACCACUGGACAUGAAGUUUUUCAAAUACAACGCAUCAGUUGCUAAAUCCCCAACCUUCAUCAACAUGAGAGAAAUUUGUGGACGACACAAGCUCCCCCCUGGAACUUAUGCCAUUGUGCCAUCAACUUUUGAACCUCACUAUGAAGGAGAAUUCCUGAUGAGAAUCUUCACUGAGAAGGCCAACAUUUCAGGAGAGAUUGAUGAACAGACUAGGCUGGAUGAAGAUACUGAAGAUGCUAAUCACAACAAAAAGAAACCUAAAGAACAUACAGACAAGGAGCGUCCAGCACCAAAUGAACAAGAGAAGGCACAAGCUGAUGCUCUCAAACAAAGUUUCCGUCGCAUCGCAGGCGAGGACAUGGAGAUUGAUGCUUACGAGUUGCAGGAUAUUCUCAACACUGUCUUCACAAAAGAGUUCAAGUUCCCAGGCUUUGGUAUUGAUACCUGCAGAAGUAUGGUGGCGAUGCAUGAUGGCGACCUCUCAGGUAAACUUGGUUAUGACGAGUUCAAGGAACUUUGGGAGGACUUGAGAAGAUGGAAGGGAGUCUUCAAGGAGUUUGACAAGGAUAACAGUGGAAACCUGUCCUCAUAUGAGUUGAGAAGUGCAUUAAACCAUGUUGGUUUCCACGUCAGCAACAGGACCUUCAAAUCUCUUGUCAUGAGGUACAGCAACAAGAACGGCCAGGUGGACUUUGGAGACUUUAUCAUGUGCUCCAUCAGGCUCAAGACAAUGCUGACUUCCUUCAAGGGACAUGACCCGAAUAACACUGGCUUGGCUCCUUAUGAUAUUGAUAGUUUCAUUCAAACAACAAUGUACUCAUAAAAUCGAGUUUUACUGUACAAUGUUGGCAUCCCCUCAAGUCAACUGGCAAUGUAAUACAAGCAGCGACUGAAGGCUACAUAACUGGUUUCAUAAAUAUAGAUUUACUAUGCUACAUCAUCAUUCAUUAAUUACAUUUAAUUACAAUUUUUUAUUAUAUUUUAUUUUUGUUUUGCUCAAGAAUUACAUCCUUAGAUAAAAUGUUUGAGCUCAAAAAUUUUAGUCUGUUUUUUUUUUUAUUUGCCUUCUCUUAAUACUCUAACUUUGUACUGGAAAAUAUAACCACUAAAGAUGAUUUUACAAACAGAAAACUGUUACAUUUUGUCAACAAUAUUUAAAUUUAUUUAAAAAAAUCACAUAAUCAUCUAAGAUCUGAAAAGUAUUUUUAACACUGUUUGAACUUGGAGUCUAUGUGAGACAGAUACAUGAUGUGGAUGAGAGAUAAAUUUCUGAUCUUUCACAACUAGUUUAAACAUGAAACUCAAAGCUAAUUUUUUUGCCACAAGUGUUCAUAAGCUUUAGAAAAGCAGCUUUAGAACUAGAAAUCUUGUUGCAUCAAUUUAAAAUAUCCAAUAGUAUUAAGUUUAUCUUCUAAGUCUUUAAAAUUAACAAUUUGUGCUUUUUUUCCCUUGUGGUUAAUUAAGUAUUAUUUAAGUAAAAUUAAGAAUAUUCUGGAUGUUUUUUUUUUCAAUAUUCCUUUAGCUUGUUUUGUUUAUUUAGUUUGGUCUCAUGAAAAGAUCCUAGUCACCCAUAAAGGAAAGAUUAGCUUUUGUUGGUAUCAAUUUAAUUUCUUUUCUCCCCCUUC
Molecule: messenger RNA, 3496 nt
Organism: Physella acuta
Lineage: Eukaryota; Metazoa; Mollusca; Gastropoda; Physidae
Product: calpain-B
Biological process (GO): proteolysis
Cellular component (GO): cytoplasm
Molecular function (GO): calcium-dependent cysteine-type endopeptidase activity; calcium ion binding
Source: RefSeq, a predicted model, not a curated record